Ilex paraguariensis (yerba mate) is the source of this 318-nucleotide messenger RNA. Lineage: Eukaryota; Viridiplantae; Streptophyta; Magnoliopsida; Aquifoliales; Aquifoliaceae. The record is from the annotation of a GenBank genome assembly.
GCAAUUCAAAAUUUCUGCGGUUUUUUGAUGCUCUAGGAAUCGAAGAUGAGUCUCCGAAAGGGUUCGAAGGUCUGGGUCGAAGACAGAAACUCCGGUUGGGUCGCAGCUGAAGUGACUGAUUUUGUUGGGAAACAAGUUCAAGUUGCCACUGAAUCUGGGAAGAAGGUUUUGAGUUUUCCCGAGAAGCUGUGUCCGAGGGAUGCCGAAGCGGACCAUGGAGGAGUGGAUGACAUGACGAAAUUGACGUAUUUGAAUGAGCCUGGUGUUCUUGACAACCUUGAGAGGAGAUAUGCUCUCAAUGAAAUUUAUGUGGGUUGA